ACGACGAUCAUCUCUGGAGUCUGUUGGCACGCCCUAAUAGCUUCAAACCAUGAGGCUUCUAUGGCUCUUGUUGCCUCUGGCACCCUCCGUUUUCUCAAAACCGACCAAUGAUUCGGAAUCGCUGGUCUGGGGCGCGUACCGUCCGAACCUGUACUUUGGGCUGCGUCCACGGUUACCACAGUCUGUUAUGACCGGGCUGGCGUGGUUUGGAACGCAAGACUACCAGUCUAUUACUCGGAUACGGCACGCAUGUGACCAAGGGGACGGACUUGACGGGUAUUCCUGGACUGAAUAUGACGCGCGGGAAGGAGGAGAGCAGGUCAUCAAGGAUGGGGUGAACAACGUCAAGAUCACAACUCAGUUCCUUAAGGUGCCUGGAGGAGAACAUGGCGGCAGUUGGGCAGCGAGAAUCAAAGGAGAGCCUAUUGACCCAGCGCGGCAGUCCCGUGUCUCCCCCGUAUUCUACGUCGGGAUGGAGGGCCUGGGCGGGAUUGACAUGGAUACCGUGGAAGACGAAAACGGAAUCAAGGGGCCCAUAAGCUUCACGGGAUCCACACCCGACCUGGAUGACUUUACUAUUCGCAUCAUCGACGGCCCUCAAAAUAACCUAAUCACGGAAGGUCUGCACGCGAAUGAUUUCGCGCACAAACUUGGUCGGACACACUUCUUGGGUGCACGCGUACCGGCCGGUACCGUAUGGCAAGCUAAAGAGAUAAUCCAGGGAGCUAUUGUACGAACUGCACAGCAAGGAGCUGCGUCGUACAAGGACACGCCGAAGGGUUUCCCAGAUCCGGCGUUCGUUCUCCAGCUACCCGACGAAGUCUACUCUGGUAGCAACCUUUUUGCCGUGCAGAAGCACUUUGAUGGGCCGUUCCAGUUUGAUGUGCUCUUCGAAAGCGCUAGUGCGAAGCAGAAGCUCAGUUCUGACGUCCUGGAUGAGGGCCUCGCCACGCUCUCCGCCGCAUAUAACGACCGUUUCGACUCCGUCUUCCCGGUAUCAGCGUAUGAGACGUCUGACCCAGAGUCUCUGAGAACGUUCUCCAAGGCUAUCACGUCCAACCUGAUAGGAGGUGUUGGUUAUUUCUACGGCCCGUCAAUUGUGGACAGGUCUUUUGCCUACGAGUGGGACCAGGACGAAGAUAGCGAGGACGCUGGCGAGAAGUCUGGCCCAACUCUGGCACCGGCGAGGGAGCUCCUUACGGCGACACCGAGCAGAAGUUUCUUCCCCCGUGGUUUCUACUGGGACGAGGGUUUCCAUCUCCUCCACAUUGGUGAGUGGGAUAAUGACUUGAGCCUCGAAAUCCUCAAGGACUGGAUCAACCUCAUCGACGAGGACGGCUGGGUCGCGCGCGAACAGAUCCUCGGUGAGGAAGCACGUAGCCGGGUCCCCUCCGAGUUCCAGACCCAAGUCCCCACCAACGCCAACCCGCCCACGCUCACCAUGGCCGUCACCGCGUUCAUCAACCGCCUGCGCGCCCAAAAGGGGCCGAGCGAGCAGGACCUCGGGCUCGACUAUGGCCUCGGCUCGCAAGUCCCGCUCGGCGUCUCCGAUGCGUCCACCGGCGGCCCCGGGCGUCGCUUCCUCGACGAUCCCGAGCUCGCGGUCGAGUACCUGCGCUCGAUCUACGCGCCGCUCAAGCGGCACUACGAGUGGUUCCGCCGCACGCAGCGCGGGCAGAUCAAGCAGUACGGGCGCAAAGCACGGUCGCGCACGGAGGCGUUCCGCUGGCGCGGCCGCUCGCAGCUGCAUGUGUUGACGAGCGGGAUGGACGACUACCCGCGCGGGCCGCCGAGCGCGGGCGAGCUGCACCUCGACCUGAUAUCGUGGAUGGCGUUCUUCGCGCAGACGAUGCGCGACAUUGCGGAGUUCGUCGGGGAGACGGACGACGCGGUCGCGUUUGAGGAGAUCGCGAAGGCUACGAUCGAGAACAUCGACGACCUUCAUUGGAACGAGGAGAACCAGAUGUACUGCGACGUCGGCGUGAACGACGAAGACGAAUCCUACCACGUCUGCCACAAGGGCUACCUCUCGCUCUUCCCCUUCCUCCUCUCGCUGCUCCCCGCAGACUCGCCGCACCUCGGCGCGAUCCUCGACCUCCUCCGCGACCCCGCGCACCUCUGGUCCCCACACGGGCUCCGCAGCCUCUCGGCCGCACACCCCGAGUUCGGGCAGGGCGAGAACUACUGGAAGGGCCCGAUCUGGAUCCAGAUGAACUACCUCGCGCUCAGCGCGCUGCACAAGACGUACGCGGCGCAGGAGGGCCCGUACCAGGAGCGCGCGAAGGAGAUCUACGCGGAGCUGCGCAAGAACGUCGUGGACAAUGUGCACAAGGAGUACGUCCGCACGGGAUACGUGUGGGAGCAGUACGACGCCCUCACCGGCGAGGGCCGCAGGAGCCACCCCUUCACCGGAUGGACGUCGCUCGUUACGCUCAUCAUCUCGGAGAAGUACUACUAGUAGUCCUUGUAUCGCGCGCGCCGCCCUCUGCUGGCCGUGUGCCCGCGGGCGUGUUAAUUUAUUUCUGGC
Trametes versicolor FP-101664 SS1 is the source of this 2527-nucleotide messenger RNA. Its product is annotated as glycoside hydrolase. Gene Ontology annotation, biological process: protein N-linked glycosylation; oligosaccharide metabolic process. Gene Ontology annotation, molecular function: Glc3Man9GlcNAc2 oligosaccharide glucosidase activity. Lineage: Eukaryota; Fungi; Basidiomycota; Agaricomycetes; Polyporales; Polyporaceae. Bases 50 to 2458 code for a protein of 802 amino acids. The transcript is spliced from 15 exons. Gene Ontology annotation, cellular component: endoplasmic reticulum membrane. The record is from RefSeq and is a predicted model, not a curated record.